AUGUCGACGACAACUUCGGUGGAAGAGAAGCCCGCUCAUCUUCCAGAGGAACAAAUCGCCCUCGAACAACUCGCCCCCGGCGAAGAGAGGCAGUCGUUGUCCGCGGACGAAGUAGAGCCAGCCCCUGACGGCGGUCUAAGAGCAUGGCUUGUCGCUUGUGGAGCUGCCUCUAUCUUCUUCUGCUGUCUGGGAUUCUCCAACUCGUUUGGCACCUUUACAGAGUACUACUUGACUCACCAGCUUCGCACUCACACUCCCGACGAUGUGGCCUGGAUCGGUUCUCUCUCUGCAUUCUUGCAGUUCUUCACAGGCAUGAUUGGAGGGCCCAUGUUUGAUCGCUAUGGAGUAAAGAUUAUGCAACCCGCAGCCGUCAUAUACAUCUUCGCCGUCAUGAUGUUGAGUCUAUGCAAAACAUACUGGCAAAUCAUUCUCGUGCAAGGCGUCCUCAUGGGAAGCACCAUGGGAUUUCUCCAAUUCCCAGCCAUGGGCGCGCUCGCCCAUUACUUCGACAAAAAGAGAGCAGCCGCCUUCGGAAUAGCAAUCUCGGGCUCUUCCAUUGGCGGCAUCAUCAUGCCCAUUGCCGUGUCGAGGAUGCUCAACGCCACAUCUAUAGGAUUUGGCUGGACCGUCAGAAUCAUCGGCUUUCUCAUGGUGCCGUUCAUGACCUUUUCCAUCAUCGUCAUCAAGGCCCGCCUGCCGCCGCGACCAACCGCCUUUUUCAUCACCGGGGUAUUCAAAGAUGCAAAGUUUAUGCUUAUCAUCGCCUCCACCUUCUUCGCCUUCAUCGGAAUGUUCAUGCCCAUCAUCUUCCUUCCGACGUAUGCCGUACAGAUCAGAGGCAUGGGCGCAACUCUCGGUGGUUACUUGCCCGCCAUCCUCAAUGCAGCUUCGACUUUUGGCCGUGUAAUCCCCGGCAUUCUGGCUGACAAGUACGGAAAAAUGAACAUGUAUGCCGGGGGGACUCUCGUUACCGCCGUCGUUGCGUUUUGCAUGAACUCGACGCAUAACAACGCAGCCAUCAUCGCGUAUACAGCCAUUUUCGGCUUCACCUCUGGCACAAUCAUCUCCGGAGCAACAGUUACCAUCACAAGCUGUGCCGAUGACCCACGCCAUAUUGGUACUUAUACUGGCAUGGGGCUGGCCUUGGGAGCUGUGGGAGUCUUGAUAGGACCUCCUAUUGACGGCGCCUUUGUGGCCCAUUAUGGAGGCUUCGAGGAGGUCACCAUGUUUAGUGGCGCCAUGUGCCUCUUUGGCGGGAUUCUUGUACUUUUUGCCAAAUUUGCGACUCCUCAAGGAAUUUUCGGCAAAUCAUGA
Trichoderma asperellum CBS 433.97 is the source of this 1314-nucleotide messenger RNA. Lineage: Eukaryota; Fungi; Ascomycota; Sordariomycetes; Hypocreales; Hypocreaceae. The record is from RefSeq and is a predicted model, not a curated record.